AGAUAAGCUUAGCAUUGGUAUAGUAGAGGUUUAUUUAUAGAUAUGACGAGGCUUUCAAGGAACCGAAGAGGUUAUCAAGCGCAAAUUGCUUCCGCUAAAACACAUCGAAGACAAUCCAAAACAAAGCGUAGAACGAAGAGAUCGAAGAGUUGUGCUCGACAAUUGCAACAUAGUAGAGGGACCACAUGCAUAUUUAAUGAGCCGGCUUGGGAUGGGGCAGGGGCACACACACACAUACGCUGGAUAAUGGAAGUAAGAUAUACACAAUUGAGUAUCUUUAUAUGCUAAUAAAUGGCCGCACAUUUGCCUAAAAUGGGUCAAAAGUCUCCCCCAUUGGCGACGAUGUUGCAACGCAGACGCAUUCAAUGGGGCGCCCCGAAACGAAGUGAUCGAUUGACACGAUCAAAGUGUUGAUAAACAUGGACUCAAAUGAAUGGCGACGAUGCGAUCCAGCGGUACGUACAUACACAUACCCAUACAUACAUAGCCAGCUCUAAGUGCCUCGUCUCAGUCUGCUUGUGUAUGUAUGUAUAUGCUUAGACAUACAUAUGUGCGAUAAGGCAGAGCUCUAUGUGUGAAUCCUCAAUAAAUAUUCAUGCUGCUCGCAUGCAAAUGUAUUUGAAAUUGCUUGGCUUUCAAUGAAUUGAGCCACAGCUCGAGAACUUUACGUCUCCAUGCUCCAGCAGCGUUACGUUAUUCGCAAUCCAGCAGUUGUCGCGUUCGGCUGCAGAUCGGAACUUUCAUUUGGAUCCUAAACACGCAAGGCGAAGAAUUUUGCUGUCUGUCGGGCACUUCGAGCACGCGUUCCCAUUGGAUUCAAAUUAGAUUUAUUGAAAUGUUGCCCUUUCGUUGGGGCAUGCUGCUUGGCGUGCUGCUGCUCAUAGCAUACACAAAUGGAGCGGCUAUUGAUCAAUCAUCUGUGGAUGACGAUGCGGAGCUGAAUCCGCUGACUGAAUUAGAGCGUACUAAGAGAAGCGGCAGAGGCUAUGUCCGAGGACAAACGCAGUCUCAGUACUUAAACUUCGGCAAGCCCGAGGAGGAUGGCAAAGCUGAGGCGGAGGCCAAUGAGAGUGGCUCGCGUUCAACUGUUUCCGGUACCCAUGGCAUGGGGCAAGCGCAGAGCCAGUUCUCUUCGGGAGAUUGCAGUGACUGCUCCGGGUAUUCCGGAGGCUCUGACCUCUAUCCGAGUGGACCCAGCAUCUCGGGCGGCCGCAUCGGUAGACCCGAUGCCAUAAUAAGUCUACCAGCUGGAGCUGGAGGACAGUCAGGAAUCGGAGGUCAGCCUGGGUAUGGUUCGCAACCAGGAGCAUACAAUCAAUUUGGAAUUGGUGGUGGUCAGCCGGGUAGCGGACCUUAUGGAACAAGCGGACAGCCUGGAACCGGUGGCCGACCUGGGUUAGGUGGCAGUGGAAGUGGUCAGCCUGGAGCUGGUGGUGGACAACCCGGAAUUGGUGGAGGACAACCGGGAAUCGGUGGUGGUCAACCUGGAUAUGGAACUCAGACUGGUGCUGGUGGUCAGCCCGGAAUAGGUGCUGGACAACCAGGAAUCGGUGGUGGUCAGCCUGGAAUCGGAGGUGGACAGCCCGGAAUUGGUGCUGGUCAGCCUGGAGUCGGUGGUGGACAGCCCGGAAUAGGCGGAGGUCAACCUGGAAUCGGUGGUCAGCCCGGAAUCGGUGGUGGUCAACCUGGAAUUGGUGGUGGUCGACCUGGAUACGGAACUCAGCCUGGAUCUGGUGGUCAGCCCGGAAUAGGUGCUGGUCAGCCUGGAGUCGGAGGCGGACAGCCAGGAAUAGGUGGUGGACAGCCAGGUAUAGGUGGUGGACAGCCUGGCGGUGGUCGACCUGGAUACGGAACACAGCCAGGCGGUGGUGGUCAGCCCGGAAUUGGCGCUGGCCAGCCCGGAAUCGCUGGUAGACAGCCCGGAAUAGGUGGUGGACAACCCGGAAUAGGUGGCGGUCAACCUGGAAUCGGUGGUGGAUACGGUACACAGCCUGGCGCUGGUGGUCAGCCCGGAAUCGGUGGCGGACAACCUGGAUAUGGCACCCAGCCUGGAGCCGCAGGAGGUGUGCAGCCUGGAUAUGGAAUUCUGCCUGGAACCGCAGGGCAACAAGGAAUCGGUGGCGGUCAACCAGGUUAUGGAACACAACCUGGCAUUGGUGUUCAGCCCGGCUAUGGAACACAGCCAGGUGUUGGAGGACAACCAGGAAUUAGUGGUGGUCAACCUGGAUAUGGAGCCCAGCCUGGAGUUGGAGUACAACAAGGAAUCGGUGGCGCUCAGCCCGGAUACGGAGGUCAACCUGGAAUAGGUGGACAGCCCGGAAUCGCUGGUGGUCAACCUGGAUACGGAACUCUGCCUGGAGCGGGAAGACAACAAGGAAUCGGUGGCGGCCAGCCCGGCUAUGGAGCACAGCCUGGCGUUGGUGUUCAACCCGGCUAUGGAGCACAGCCUGGCGUUGGUGUUCAACCCGGCUAUGGAACACAACCUGGUGUGGGAGGACAACCAGGAAUUGGUGGUGGUCAACCUGGAUAUGGAACACAGCCUGGCUCUGGAGUACAACAGGGAAUCGGUGGCGCUCAGCCCGGAUACGGAGGUCAACCUGGAAUUGGUGGACAACCCGGAAUCGCUGGUGGUCAACCUGGAUACGGAACUCAGCCUGGCUCUGGAGGACAACAGGGAAUCGGUGGUGGUAAGCCCGGCUACGGAACACAGCCUGGCGUUGCUGGACAGCCCGGAGGUGGUCAGCUUGGAUAUGCCCAGCAGGGAAUAGGUGGCGGGCAGCCUGGCUAUGGAAGCCAAGCUGGAUAUGGAACUCAGCCUGGAUACGGAGCACAAACUGGAGCAGGAGGCCAGCCUGGAGUUGGUGGUCAAACUGGAUAUGGCAUACAGCCUGGGUACCAAACUCAACCUGGAUAUGGCAGUCAACCUGGAAUCGGACAGCAAGGAAUUGGAGGUGGUCAGCCUGGGUACGUUAUGCAGCCGGGCGGUCAAUCUGGUAUUGGUGGUGGUACACAGCCAGGAAUUAUUGGAGGCUAUACUAGCCAACCUGGUGUUGCUGGACAGACCGGAAUCGGCAGUAGUCAACCAGGAUAUGGUACUCAGCCUGGAUAUGGCAUUCAGCCUGGUACUGGGGCACAAAUCGGAGGGGGCAUUGGACAACCAGGAAUUGCCGGCGGUCAACCGGUGCUGGAGGUGGUGGUGUGGGUCAACCUGGAUAUGGAAUUCAAUCUGGAGUUGGUGGACAGCCAGGAAUCGGUGGUGGUCAGCCCGGACAGCUUGGUUACGGAACUCAGCCGGGAGCUGGAGGACAGCCCGGUAUCAGCGGUGUUCAACCUGGUGGCGGGCAGCCCGGAUAUGGAACACAGCCUGGAAUUGGUGGACAGACCGGAUAUGGAACUCAGCCCGGAAUCGGUGGACAACCAGGAAUCGGUGGUGGUCAAACUGGAUAUGGAACACAGCCUGGAGUUGGAAUCGGUGGUGGUCAGCCCGGACAGCUUGGUUACGGAACUCAGCCUGGAGCUGGAGGACAGCCCGGAAUUAGCGGUGUUCAACCUGGUGGCGGGCAGCCCGGAUAUGGAACACAGCCUGGAGCUGGAGGACAGGCCGGAUAUGGAAUUCAGCCCGGAACUGGAGGACAGCCCGGAAUUGGCGGUGGUCAGCCUAGUGGAGGUCAGACCGGAUACGGAACUCAACCUGGUGUUGGCGUACAGCCCGGAUAUGGAAUUCAGCCCGGAAUUGGCGGACAAACAGGAAUUGGUGGACAACCAGGAAUUGGUGGACAACCAGGAAUUGGCGGACAACCAGGAAUUGGCGGACAGCCCGGAAUUGGUGGUGGUCAACCCGGAUACGGCACUCAACCUGGAAUUGGAGGACAGCCUGGAAUUGGAGCAGCCUGGAAUUGGUGCCCCAGGGCGUUACACAGAUGCAGGAACAGCCGUUGCUCCUGGAGGUGCUAUUGGCGUACCUGGAGCAGCUGGCACUGGUGGCGCUGAUGAUGCCUUCUCGCAGGCAGAGUCUGCUAUUGGUGAUGGUCAGGCAUCAGCCAGCGCUCAGGGCAAGAAGAACGGAGGUACUGCCAAAACUCAAGUGUCUGGCAGCUACACCAAGGGCAGCUCCUUCAGCGCAAGCGCAAUGACCUCAGACGCCGAUCGUGCUGCAAGUGCGCAGGUGACAGGCAAUGCUGAUGGAGCAAUGAGUCAGUCGCAGGGCUCCGGCGGUCCUUCUCAGUCCCAAGCCCAAGUACAGCUUAAUGCCAAGAAUGGCGGUACUAAGGCCUCAUCACAGAGUGGCGGUAUCAUUCACCAGAGCCAGAGUGAAGUGCAAGCCAAUGACAAGGGAGGCCUAGCUGAUGCCCAGUCGAGCGGACCUGGCCAGACAUCUUCGCAAGCACAAAUUGGUUUCCGACCUGGUCAGGAUAAUACUCAAGUGAAUGCGGCAGGCGGUGGACAAGCAUCAGCUCAAUCGGGCAGUCACUCGGGUCAAAGUCAGUCCCAGAUACACGGAACAUCCAGCUUUGGCGUCUCCUACCAUGGAGCUGCCCAGUCUGCGUCGGGAACGAAGGAACAGGUGGCCACGUAUCGCGAACAGAAUAGGGAGCUCUUUAAUACCAUCAGUCAAUUUGGCAACACUGGAAACGCGGUUACGGACCGUGUUGACGCAGUGUUUAGCGGCCCACCCGCUGUCGCUCCCGAGUCCGAUAGAUUGCCGGAGAUUCAACUAAAGUCUUCAAAGACUAGCAAAGAAGAGGCACAGAAAGAGGAAGUGGACAAAGAGGAUGACCCACAGCCCGCAUUAGCCGAGGAUGAAGAACCAGAGGAUGAUGAAGAGCCAUACGAUGAAUAUGAUGAUGAUGAUUAUUACAAUGAAAAGCCUGUGAAGCUCGAAGAGAAUCCCUCAGUUGCCAGCCAAAUCAAAAACCAGGAGCCUGGCACAGUGGCUGCGCCUGCCGCUGCACCAUUAACCUUUAUGCAAUCAUCGCCCACUCAGAAGCAGCAGGCGGUGGUCGCCAAUCCAAACGCCGGCCAAUAUCGUGUGGUGCAGAAUCAAAAUGGACGGGUCAAUACAUAUCCGAUACGCACCACCACCGAAAGUGUGCCCAGUGGCUUCCGUGGCACAGUCAACGUGGAGAAGAAGUUCCACACGAAAGCCCUGGAGCUGCACAGCACCGAUAAAAAGGUGGAUGUCAGUCUCGAGGAUGAUGAUGCCAAGGCAUCCAAAGGGCCCGCCCAAAAGCCACGCGCACCCGAUAGCUAUGUGACAGUCACCAAGUCAGUGACUGGUAGCAUGGAUAAUUCAAAGAGCCCGCCACAGGAGAACAAGAACUUCCAGUCCACAUACUAUACGAAAUCGUCGACGUGCGGCUACUUCACCUUCUCCUGUAAUAUUGUUUAUGGCGCGAAUGGACGUAGUAAAAUCUGUCGUCCCAAGGCACCGUCGAAUGGCAAGUGCUAAGGAUGCCAUCAACAGUUCAAUGGGGCUCAAAUUCUAAUCAGCUACAGCUAACCUCUAACCUGUUUGUAUUUGCCGCACUUUGUUAAGCAUUUAAGUUUUUGCUAAUAAUCUUAAAGUUUUACACUCAUUUCAUACUUCGUACACAAAUUCAAAUUGUAAUUAAUAUUUAAUAAUAAUGAUAAUAAUAAUAAUAAU
Messenger RNA from Drosophila navojoa, 5644 nucleotides. RefSeq names its product collagen IV-like protein pericardin (gene prc). The record is from RefSeq and is a predicted model, not a curated record. Gene Ontology annotation, biological process: larval heart development; cell adhesion involved in heart morphogenesis. Lineage: Eukaryota; Metazoa; Arthropoda; Insecta; Diptera; Drosophilidae. Gene Ontology annotation, cellular component: extracellular matrix.